Molecule: messenger RNA, 2036 nt
Organism: Megalobrama amblycephala (Wuchang bream)
Lineage: Eukaryota; Metazoa; Chordata; Actinopteri; Cypriniformes; Xenocyprididae
Product: sorting nexin-6
Exons: 14
Coding region: 622-1740 (372 amino acids)
Molecular function (GO): phosphatidylinositol binding
Source: RefSeq, a predicted model, not a curated record
CAACUUUAAUCUCGAGAUGGUUUUAUUUUUUUAUUAUUGCUUGGCCCUAAUCCUCUUCCGUAUUUGUCCAUAAAAUUGUCAAACAAAAAUGAUUUAACCAAAGCUAAUCUUCUCUUCAUCAUUUUUCUGUUCUAAUGAUUGUGAAGUGUUUCAUUCUGCUUUGUGUUUGUCACCACUUUCUUGUAUGUUUUUAUGCAUGCUAUGAACACUGCAGUCAGGUGCAACUCAUAAACUUUGCCCAGUGUAACUGCUUAGUUACUCAGUAGCCUGUAAUGAGUGUGCUUUACAAGUUACUUAGUUUGAGUGUAUUUCACAUGUCAUUUGAAAGAGGACACUAAAAACUAUAUAUUGGAUACAAUUUUACAUACAACCAAAUCGCAGGACCAUAGUGACCUUUGAUCUGAAGGAUAUCCUGUCUCCGAAAGAAUGUGCGUGUGAGCAUUUUGCAUCAACUGGAGAGAGAGAGCGAGGAAGGGAAAUAGAGUAAAAAGUAGAGUUGACAGUAAAAGGGGUUUAUAUGGAAGAUUAAGAAAAGGUUUUACUUUUAGUUUUCUUAUAUGUCUCUGUUUUGUCCCUUUUUAAGAGUAAACCAAAGUAGGAAACCUGUCUAAUUCGAGUGAGAUGGAAGGUUCAAGUGCAGAAGCAGCACUAAGUGUAAGUGCGAACAGCAUCAGAAUCACUGAUUUGACUCAGGAUGGAGACGUUCUGACGUUUGCCAUCACAUCCCAGAAAUUGAAUGGCAGUGCUGGGGUGUGUGUGUUUCGAACAUAUGAGGACUUUGAUUGGCUUCAACAGAGUCUUUUCUCACAAGAAAAUGUUCCUGGACUUCAGGGAAUUAUUUUUCCACCUUUGCCCCCUAAAGCACUUCCAACCCAGUUGAACAUGCAGACCAAAGCAUUCAAACAACUUGGGUUCCUGGCUCUAGGACAGGGUUGGCAGAGUUAUUGUAAGGCUUUGGAGUUUUAUCUCCAGCAGGUGGCAACACACCCAACUCUCUGCAAGUGCAAAGCACUGGAGAGCUUUCUUAUUAACACUGAGUCUCCUGGAAAACAGCGAGGCAGGAAAGGAAUCUUUAAUCGCCUUAGUCAGGCUGUGGAGGAGAUGAGAAAAGAAAGUCAUAAGGAUGUGGACAACUUCUUUCAGAACGAGAGAAAUAGAAACACAAGUAUUGCUGCUUUAUCAAAGGUUGCCACAGAGAAAUUACUUGAUGUUGUGAUGACAGAGCAAAAGCUUGCUUUGGCCUGUGGACAUUUCUCCACAUCUCUUCAUCUUUGUGUGAAUCAGGACGAUGCAGAUGCUGUAGCAUUCUCCAAGGUUUGCUUGAAGCUGUCUGAUAUUAUUGAGGCAGUAAAGCGAAACUAUGAGAAAGUUGCCAGUAACAACCUAACCACUCUUGGUUUGGGUCUGGACCUGGAGUCUCGCUAUCAAGAGGCAGAGAAAGAGAUGCUCUUCAGAAGAACCUGUAAACUGGUAGAGCUGGAAACUGUUAAGAAGAGUACAGAAAAAGCCAAGGCCAAUAAGAAAGAAGUGAUGGAGGCAUUUCAAAAAGCUGUUGAGAAAGAGUUCAACCUGAUCUCAUCUGUGGCUAAACAAGAGAUUGAGCGUUUCCAUAGCUCCCGAGUGAAUGUGCUGAAGAACUUCCUGAUUGACUGGUGUGAACAGCAGCUCAACACAGCGAAGGAGUGCGCUGAACUCUAUUCUCAGCAUCUGGAAGCUUGCAGAAACAUGUAUUCAGAAUGAAUGAAACAUAAACAGGUGGUUUAUGAUCAUAACACUAUUGCUGGUAAUGUAAUCAAACUGUUCUGGGUCUAAAAAAUAGAACUUCAUCAUGAUAUUAUAAAAGUGCUCUGUAAAUUCGGUUUAUUCUCAUAUCUUUUUAAUCACUGGUCCUCUUUAAUCUGAUUGUAAUGUUUCCCAGCUUUUAACACUGAAAAGCCAUCUAAUUUUAGACUAUAUAUUCAGAAGUGAACUUUGUCAUAUGUAAGCUUUGCAGUAAAGCAAUAAAACCCAUGACUGUUUCUACUUUGCAAACAUUG